AUGAACCGCCGCCUCAACGAGGUCGAUUCUAAGGUCCAUCGUGCCACUAGCUCAGCCCCGGAGUUGACGAAAGCACUUGUCGACACCCGGAAGAGCCCGCUCACUCGCAGACUCCGCCUGAUCGAUAUGCGUGAAAGGAUCCGACUCAAGAUCGAUUCUUACACCGGGGAAGAGGACCCCAAGAAGUGGCUAACCGCGUUCAAUCUCGCCUUGACAAGGGAGAGAUACAACUCAUAUGACGAGAAGGAAGCCAACUAUUGUCAAGUGUUCGUCGAGCACAUGACGAAAGACGCUUUGGUCUGGUUCUCCAACCUGCCUGCCGAGUCGAUCGAUAAUUUUGACGACUUAACCAAUGCCUUCCUGAAGAAUUACUCCAUGCACAUGACCCGAGUCACCCAAAACAUGUUCACCAUGACGCAAGCCCAAGGGCAAUCCUUGUGCGAGUUCAUGGAAAAAUUCAAGGAAGCAGCUCGUGACGUCGGAGAUAUGCCAGAUAGCAUACCGCUGGAGGCGCUCCGUAACGGCCUCUAG
Molecule: messenger RNA, 531 nt
Organism: Microthlaspi erraticum
Lineage: Eukaryota; Viridiplantae; Streptophyta; Magnoliopsida; Brassicales; Brassicaceae
Source: the annotation of a GenBank genome assembly